CCCUAACAAUACCGCUCUUCUUCUCUUCUUCUUCUUCUUCUCCUGCAGCCUUCUCUUCGAAUUUUAUUCACAAAGACACACAGAAACACAAUGAGAGAAGGCAAAAAGGGCUCUACUGGAGCAAGCUCACUGAAGAAGAAAGAGAAGCUGAAGAAGACUAAAACAAAUCAAAACCACAAUGAAGAAGACAACAACACCAUAAUAACGAAGAAGAAGAAUACCAAGAAGACUGCGAAGAAAGUUCAAUUCGAAAAACAAGAAAAAGAACCUUUACAGAAGAAAAAACAGCAGCAGCAACAAUUGCCUACUACUGAUUCCCAGUCCGAGUCUGGCUCUGAGUCUGAUUAUGAGGAUUUUUCCGAGGAUGAUGUGUCGGAGGAUUAUGAAUUGUUGAGACAAUCAGAGGAUGGAGAAAGUGAAUCCUCGGGAGAAGAGAUACAUGGUAACCAUAGUGACAGUGGGAAUGAUGAUUAUCAUGGUCUAGAAGAUCACAGCAACGGUUCUGAGUCCCAUCAAGGGGUGGAAGAAAGUGAUUCAUCUGAAGAUGAGGUGGCUCUUCGAAAUACAGUUGGGGAUGUUCCCUUAGAGUGGUACAAGGAUGAAAAACACAUUGGAUAUGAUAUAUCUGGCCAGAAGAUAACAAUAAAGGAAAGACAAGAUAAAUUGGCUUCCUUUCUUGCAAGUGUUGAUGACUCAAAAAAUUGGCGCAAGAUUUAUGAUGAGUAUAAUGAUGAGGAGAUAGAGCUGACAAAAGAGGAGACUAAACUUAUUUGUAGAUUACUCAAAGGAAAGGCACCGCAUGCUGAAUUUGAUCCUUACCCGGAUUAUGUUGAUUGGUUUAAGCAUGAUGAUGCUUUACAUCCAUUGUCAAAUGCUCCAGAACCAAAGAGGCGGUUCAUUCCGUCUACAUGGGAAAGUAAGAAGGUGGUUCAGUAUGUGAGGGGAAUUCGCAAAGGAUUAAUAAAGUUAGAUGAGCCAAAAGAAGAAGAACAACGUUUCUAUCUCUUGUGGGGAGAUGAUUCAAGUGCAGCAGAACAGGCCAACCGUUUAUCCUACAUUCCUGCGCCAAAACCAAAAUUACCAGGGCAUGAGGAAUCGUACAAUCCUUCUCUUGAGUACAUUCCAACACAAGAAGAGAUUAACUCCUAUCAGUUGAUGUAUGACGAAGACAGCCCUAAAUUUAUUCCAAAACGAUUCACAUCAUUUAGAAGCAUCCCUGCAUAUGAGAAUGCUGUUAAGGACUCUUUUGAACGUUGUAUGGAUCUAUACUUGUGCCCAAGAGUUCGGAAGAAGCGGAUUAAUAUUGAUCCUGAAAGUUUAAAGCCCAAGCUGCCAAGUCAAAAGGAUCUGAAGCCUUAUCCUGCAACUUGCUAUCUUGAGUAUAAAGGUCAUAAGGGUGCAGUUAUGACAAUUUCUACUGAUGCUUCGGGGCAGUGGAUUGCUUCAGGCUCUACUGAUGGAACUGUGCGUAUCUGGGAGAUUGAGUCUGGUAGAUGUCUCAGAAUCUGGGAGAUUGGUGAAGCUGUGCAGUACGUGGCAUGGAAUCCUGUACAUGAGCUUCCUUUAUUGGCAGUUUCUGUGGGACAGGAUGUACUGAUUUUGAACAGCGGAUUUGGGAAUCAAGAAGACCAAAGAAAAGUUAAGGAACUUCUGCAUGUUCAGACUCCUACAGCACUAGAUGACUCUGACAACAUGGCAUCCAUUGUGAGUUGGCAUCAAGAUGACAAACAUGAUGGGAUUAGGUUGAAGCAUUUUAAGACCGUAACUUCAGUUGAGUGGCAUCGUAGAGGAGACUACCUUUCAACAGUGAUGCCAGCCGGUGAAUCUAGAGCAAUUCUUAUGCACCAGCUCUCUAAGAAGCUUUCCCAUCGAAUCCCGUUUAAGUUGCAUGGACUUCCUGUAUCAUCAGUAUUUCAUCCUACACGUUCCGUAUUCUUUAUUUCAACUAAGAAGAAUAUUCGUGUUUAUGAUCUGGUGAAACAAAAGCUCAUAAAAAAACUUGAGACUGGGUUGCGUGAAGUCUCCUCAGUUGCAAUUCAUCCUGCUGGUGAUAAUUUAAUUGUUGGUAGCAGAGAAGGAAAAUUGUGUUGGUUUGACAUGGAUCUAUCAUCUAAACCUUACAGAGUUCUCAAGUGUCAUCCAAAAGAUAUCACAAAUGUAGCCUUUCACCGAUCAUACCCACUAUUUGCAUCAAGCUCUGAUGAUUGUACUGCAUAUGUUUUUCAUGGCAUGGUUUAUUCAGAUCUAAACCAGAAUCCUCUCAUAGUUCCUCUGGAAAUUCUCCGAGGGCAUAAGACCUCAAAUGGAAGAGGUGUUUUGGAUUGUAAAUUCCAUCCAAGACAGCCCUGGUUAUUUACGGCAGGUGCUGAUUCAGUCAUUAGACUGUACUGCCAUUAAGAUGAUAAGAAGGAAGCGAACGAUUCUUUUCACACUUAAAAUGACUGCAUACUCGGUAACGGGAAGAAAAGGGUGUGAUUAAGGCCUGAGAGCCUGAAUGAAAUUUGUAACUUGUGGAAGAAAGAUUGUUUCAACAUUACAGAUGGGAGGAGCUGAGAACCUGAAUUUUGUAUUGUGCAGUAGAAAGGUUGUUUAAACAUUAAAGAUACAUGGUGUUCGGCUACUGAAUUCUUGUCCCAGUUUAGUAAAUGAUCACUAAAGUGGGUUCGUUAUAACCCUUGGCCGUAAUA
This is a messenger RNA of Pistacia vera, 2687 nucleotides long. RefSeq names its product ribosome biogenesis protein BOP1 homolog. NCBI's taxonomy places the organism in Eukaryota, Viridiplantae, Streptophyta, Magnoliopsida, Sapindales, Anacardiaceae. The transcript is spliced from 18 exons. Gene Ontology annotation, biological process: maturation of LSU-rRNA from tricistronic rRNA transcript (SSU-rRNA, 5.8S rRNA, LSU-rRNA); ribosome biogenesis. Gene Ontology annotation, molecular function: ribonucleoprotein complex binding; protein binding. The record is from RefSeq and is a predicted model, not a curated record. Gene Ontology annotation, cellular component: preribosome, large subunit precursor; PeBoW complex. Bases 91 to 2397 code for a protein of 768 amino acids.